Messenger RNA from Cylicostephanus goldi, 426 nucleotides. The record is from the annotation of a GenBank genome assembly. Lineage: Eukaryota; Metazoa; Nematoda; Chromadorea; Rhabditida; Strongylidae.
CCGAAGAAGAGGACAGUAAAAGAGGGCAAAGGUGAUGACGAUGAUAAUGACGAUGACAAUGACGAUGAAGAGGAAGAGGAAGAAGAAGGAAAGGACGAAAACGAAGAUGAAGACGAAACGAAUGAUGCGAAAGGGGAUGACAAAAAUACGAAGAAUGGCAGAAAACACGACGAUGAUGACGAUGAUGACAAGAAAGUCAAAGGUAAUGCACGGGAAAAUGACGACGACAAGGAGGAGGAUGGAGAAGGAAGAGAUGAUGGUGAUGAUGACAAAAAUGACGAUGAUAAGGGUACAGUUAGUAAAAUUAAGAAGCACGGUCGAAAACAUACUAGAAUAGAAGCCAAAAAGUCGAAAGAUGAGAAGAGCAAGAAGGAUCACAAAGACAUCGCCUCGGUGAAAAGGGAUGAUAAGAAGAAUAGUGAUGAG